GUUCCAACUCUUACAAAUAGAGGGCUCUGGUAGCUAUACACUUCGUAAAUAUUGCUCACAUCCGCAUUUGAGUAAAUAACGAUAUCAAAAAAGAGUAGGAGAGCGGUUUCUGUGAACUUGAAUAAAGCAGAUUAAUGUAACAGCUGAAACGUGCGUGUGACAUUGCGUGGGCAAGAUAUAUUUAAAAUUGCAUAGACAAGGAUAUUGGUCUUUAGCGUAGCUAUACACUUCGUUAAUAUUGCUCACAUCCGCAUUUGUGGUAGCUUUCGAAUGAAAGGAGGAAGGUAUUACACGCUUUCUCAUAACAUUGUUAUUGAAACAUUGUGAAAGCUGGAAUACAAUAUGACCUUAAUGACCAUGAGAUUCGAUCUGUUAGCAGUACUAGUGGGAAGUAUCUUUGCUUGUUUGAUACAAGGUGCGACUGGAUUUUUCAUAAAACAUGUUGAUACAGGAAAGUGUAUUUAUGACGUUGGAAAAAUUAUGUUAACAUAUCAACAUGGAAGUCAACUUUCUAGAGAAAGAAGCCAGCGUUUUGUGGAAAUUUCAGACAAUUGUUUUGAUCAAGCAUCUCAGUUGAACUUUCGAGACACUGGCGCAAUAUUGAAAAUAAAUAUACCAGGUUGCCUUCAAGCCGUGGACAGAUGGGUAAAUAUUGAGGGUACUCUUCAUUUGUUAGUUAUUCACUCUGAUAAGCAAAACAUUAUUGGCGAUCUUUGUUCUGACAACAACGCUGUAACCCAAACCUCUUGGGGAGGAUUAACACUUAAGUUUUGGAGAACAAACCAAUUGCUAUGUUUAGUACCUGCUACAUCUAAUGAAUUUAAAAACAAGUAUGGAGUUGAUCCGUAUUUGAAAACAACAGAUUGUAAUGAAGGAACAGAAAAACGAUUUCAUUUUGGGUCAGUGGCAUGUACUGGACAAAAGAUAGCGAACGCUAGUUGUUCUAAAAAUCAAUAUAUGGUAAUAAAAGUGGCUGAAUAUCGUGGAUUGAGUAACGGAAGCUCUUGUGGCUCAAGUUAUGAUUACAGUUGUAGUGUUAAUGUCACAUGCGACCUUAAAAAUUAUUGUGAUGGUGAAACAGAAUGUACGAUAACUGUUGAUGAUAAUCAUUUUCCUUCUAAUAUUUGUCCUGGUUUGGAGAAAUAUCUUUACUUUGAAUAUCAAUGUAACGACACAAGUAUGCCAUACAGAAAAAUUGGUCAUCUACCUGAUGGUCCUCCUUUGAAUGUCACAAUCUACGCAAUCGGCAAUACAUCAUUGUUUGUCACGUGGAAGCCACCUGAUGUAACCAAAAGGAACGGAAAGAUAGUCAGUUACACUGUUUGUAUUAAACAAUGUGGGGGUGACACAUGUUCAAAAACCUAUACUACUGAGGAACAACAUUUGGAAAUAAAUCAUUUAAAACCAGCGACAAAAUAUUGUGUACGCGUUUUAGCGUCUACGAAAGUGGGUCCUGGAAUUUACAGCAAAUUGAAGUGGACGUUCUCAAACGGACUUGCACCGGAACAGCCCAGAAUUCAGACAGCGUAUUCACUGACUUAUUUGUUGCGAAUCCCCUCAAUGAAAUAUCAAUAUUUUUAUGUGGUAGCAAUGGAGCAUGACAAAAAAGAAAGUCGGUUGCCUUCAGAAUUCAAAAUGAUGACUUAGUGAGUUACUCUGAGGCCAUAUCAUCCGCACAACCAAAGCCUUAUAU
Messenger RNA from Xenia sp. Carnegie-2017, 1693 nucleotides. RefSeq lists its product as uncharacterized. The record is from RefSeq and is a predicted model, not a curated record. Gene Ontology annotation, cellular component: external side of plasma membrane; signaling receptor complex. NCBI's taxonomy places the organism in Eukaryota, Metazoa, Cnidaria, Anthozoa, Malacalcyonacea, Xeniidae. Gene Ontology annotation, biological process: cytokine-mediated signaling pathway. The coding region runs from base 343 to 1647 and encodes 434 amino acids. The transcript has 6 exons. Gene Ontology annotation, molecular function: cytokine receptor activity; cytokine binding; carbohydrate binding.